Aegilops tauschii subsp. strangulata is the source of this 1743-nucleotide messenger RNA. RefSeq lists its product as uncharacterized. Gene Ontology annotation, molecular function: RNA binding. Gene Ontology annotation, biological process: regulation of gene expression. Lineage: Eukaryota; Viridiplantae; Streptophyta; Magnoliopsida; Poales; Poaceae. Gene Ontology annotation, cellular component: nucleoplasm; chromatin. The record is from RefSeq and is a predicted model, not a curated record.
CACGACUUUAUAAGGGCCUCCGGAGCCAGUUCCGCGUUGGACUUGACCUCGCGCCGCCUCUGUUUUUCCUCUCCCCACCUCCCUCCCUCCCCCUCUAAACCCGCACCAGAAGCAGCGCUCCUAGGGUUUGCUCCUGCCACAAACCCUACCACCAGAUUGCCCCGAUUCCGGCAGAGGCGGCGGCUGCGAGCUGGUGGCAUGGCGGGGUACCCGGAGGACAACCAGCACGCCAUGAACGGGUACGAGGAUGAGGUCGAAGAAGUGGAGGAGGUCGACGAGGAGGGCCGCCCGGGCCGGAGGGGGCGGCGAGAUGGGGGCGAUGGUGGCGGCUAUGGCGACGCCGGUGGGGAUGACGGGAGGGCUGGGGGCGGUGACUCGUCGGGGAAGAUUUUCGUCGGAGGCGUUGCAUGGGAGACAACUGAAGAAUCAUUCUCCAAGCAUUUUGGGAAGUAUGGGGCUAUAACUGAUUCUGUAAUUAUGAAGGACAAGCAUACUAAGAUGCCUCGUGGAUUUGGAUUUGUUACAUUUUCUGAUCCAUCUGUAAUAGACAAGGUUUUGGAGGAUGAACACAAUAUAGAUGGAAGAACGGUUGAAGUCAAAAGGACAGUCCCGAGGGAAGAAAUGUCCUCAAAAGAUGGCCCCAAGACAAGAAAGAUCUUUGUUGGUGGGCUACCUUCGACACUAACCGAAGAUGAUUUGAGGGAUCACUUUUCCUCGUAUGGCAACGUGGUUGAACAUCAGAUAAUGGUGGAUCACAGCACUGGGCGUUCAAGAGGUUUUGGUUUUGUCACUUUUGAAAGUGAGGAUUCUGUCGAAAGGGUCAUAUCUGAGGGAAGAAUGCGUGAUCUUGGUGGGAAGCAGGUUGAAAUAAAGAAGGCUGAACCAAAGAAACAUGGAGGUGAUCACAGUAGCAAUGGGAGAUCUAGUCACUCUGGUGGUGGUGGUUACCGUAGUUCUUACCGUAGUGGUGGAGCUGCUGGUGGUGGUGGCAGUAGCAGCGGUGGUGGUGGUGGUGGUGGCUAUGGCUAUGGUGCUGGUCAUCGAUCUGCUGCUGCAGGAAGUUAUUAUGAUAGCACGGGAUAUGGUUAUGGUAGAGGAGGCUAUGGCGCCGCCGCUGCUGCUGCCGCCUAUGGAGGCAAUGCUGGAUAUGGAUCUGGUUUUGGUGGUGGCUAUGGUGGCUCUAUGUACGGUGGUGCUUAUGGUGCAUACGGAGCAUAUGGAGGCGGUGCCUAUGGUGCGGGUGCUUACGGAGGCGGUGCCUAUGGUGCGGGUGCUUACGGAGGUGGCGCCUAUGGUGCUGGUGGAUAUGGUGCUGGUGGAUAUGGUAGUUAUGGGGGAGCAGGAGCAGGGGCGGGGGGUGCUGGUGGUGGUGGUGGUGGGAGUGCAGGUGGUCGGGGCUCUAGCAGGUACCAUCCCUAUGGGAAAUGAGUGUAAACCCCUGUGGUUUUUUCUAGGAUGCAAUAAGCGCACUCAUCUACAUGGGAUCUCCUAGAAGUUGGGCAUUCAUCUUGAGUUACCUAAUCAGAGGCAUCAGAACAUUUUUGGUUUUGUUGAAUUAAAGUCGUAACCGGGGACAAGUGUAAUCUUUGUUGCUGAGCCUGCCCGUAGUUUGGUGUAGCGGUUACACAUUAAAGCUGUGUUGUAUUCUUUAGUUUCCAUAUGCAGAGCGUUAGGAGACCCUGAAAACAAAGCCUUUCGUGUUAGGAACAAUAUUGGUUUGAUAGAACUAUAUUUGUGCUGUAA